Malaya genurostris is the source of this 5103-nucleotide messenger RNA. RefSeq names its product beta-chimaerin (gene RhoGAP5A). The transcript is spliced from 5 exons. Lineage: Eukaryota; Metazoa; Arthropoda; Insecta; Diptera; Culicidae. The coding region runs from base 99 to 1490 and encodes 463 amino acids. The record is from RefSeq and is a predicted model, not a curated record. Gene Ontology annotation, biological process: regulation of GTPase activity; signal transduction. Gene Ontology annotation, molecular function: GTPase activator activity.
GGAACAGAUAGAUAUUUGAGCCAAAUACAGAUUUUGGGAAAAAUGACCUGGCAACGCUGGACACAGCAAAGAAAAAAAAAUUUAUAUUGUCCACCAAUAUGGCAAAAGAAUCAUUGUCUUCGAGUCAAAAAGUGUGGAAACCCGAAUUAUAUAAAAUUCAACUAGAAGCACCUACACCAAACGCGGUUCAUUGCGAACACUUGAAUGAAAUUCGGCCAGAUUUCUACGGUUGCGAGUACCAUGGCACAAUGAACCACAAAGAAUGCAAUAUUAUACUCUCCGAUAAGCCGGAUGGAUCAUUCUUAAUCCGUCGAAGUCCUGGAGCUGAUGGAUUUUGGACAUUGAGUUUGCGAUUCGCCCAACAAACAAAACACUUCAAAGUUUAUCAUUCGAACGAUAAGGGUCACUUCUUGAAAGAGAAUUUUAAAAAAUUUGUCACUGUGCAAGACUUAGUGGCAGAUGGACUUAUAGAUUUCUAUAUGCAAAUGCAUGCUGGACCAAUAAUACAACAAAUGAUGUGUCAAACGAAAAACUGCUAUGAACAAAGCCCUUAUAUGACUCUCAAUAGACGUAAGUUACGAGUCCUGUCUAAUGAGCUUCGGAAGUCAUCUAAACUAGCUCUGCAUAAUAAUGAUAACACCAAAGUCAAUGUUGCUAAUAGUCUUGAUAGUAUAUCCGCAAACAUGAUAAUACAUGAAUCUAUUGAAUAUGCAUUACCUGGAGUAUAUGAUAAACUACAUGCAUUCAAGACGCACACCUUUAAAGGGCUUAAUUGGUGUGAAUUUUGUGCUAAUUUUUUGUGGGGGUUUACAUCACAAGGCGUUAAGUGUGAAGAUUGUGGUUUCGUGGCACAUAUCAAAUGUUCAGAGUUGGUGCCAGCGAAAUGCGUCCCUGACUUGAAACGACUUCGUGGUAUUUUUGGUGUAGACUUAACAACACUAGUUACAGCACAUAGAAGUAAAAUACCUUUCAUUGUUACAAAAUGUGUCGAAGAAGUAGAACGAUACGGUAUGCUGCAGGAAGGAAUUUAUCGGAUUUCUGGAUUUGCGGAUGAAAUUGAAGCUCUAAAGAUGGCAUUUGAUAAGGAUGGAGAAAAGACUGACUUGUCCACUUUUGCUUACAGCAAUAUCAAUGUAAUAUCGGGAGUGCUUAAACUGUAUUUACGGCUGCUCCCAGUACCUUUGGUCACGUUUCAUUCGUAUGCCUCGUUCAUGCAAUCAAUGUCUCCACAUAUGAUAGGCGAAGAAGUUCUUUUGCUGCGGGCAGCUACGAGACAAUUACCUUUAGCACAUUUCAACUGCCUAAAGUAUAUACUUGAACAUCUUAACCGCAUUGCAUCGCAUCAUGAAAUAAACAAAAUGAAUGAAUCAAAUCUUGCCACCGUUUUUGCACCUACAUUAAUGGCUACACCUCAUUAUAUGACCGACUUAUCUCAAGAAAUUAAUAUGCUGACGGCGUUAAUAAAACAUUGUAACUCUAUUUUUCUAUGAAACGAAUGUAUUGUGUAUAAAGAAUGUAAAAGAUGUGAAUAAAAACGGUUUCAAAAAUGAUUUUUUCGUGUUUGAUCAGUUUAACAGAUCUGCAGAUAAUGGGCCUUAUUCUACGAGUCGUGUAAUGUGGCUCGACAAAACUCUUUUGUCCAGCCUCCUGUUGAGAAGCCAUGUUAAUGUGGUAAGCAUAUUUCUGCAAACAUGAACAAUAAAGAAAAAUGACUAAAAAAAUAUUAGAUAUCUUUCAGCACCAUUCACCAUAUUUUCAUACAAAUGAUCGAUCAGAAUAUAAUCACUACGAUACAGAAAAUAAGAUUCAUAAUGCUCGAUUGUUUGUUUCCCCCUGCUUUAAGCGCACUGAGUGUUCACCGAUUGUCCGAAAUGUUGGCACACAUGUGCAAGCCAAGGUCAGUAAAGGCAAACGAUUAUGCUAAAGCACAGGUGUUCAUUCCGAGCAAGGAAGGUGGCACCUUGGGAAGAGUGGCGAUUGUAAGUGAUUGUUAUUUGAAUACAUAUGCAUAAAUUUCAAAUAAUUCGCGUCGUUGAACAUAUUUGGGCACUCAGUAUUUCUCGUCAGAAAGCUCUCAAAGCCGCGAAGGGCAGCUCCAAUCGAUGUCCAGCUUGUGGACCACUCACAGGCUCUUCAUAGCCCUGUUCCAGCAGCCACUACCAGCUGAAGGUUGGAUCCCACAGAGUUUCGAUGGUCAACAUACGACGCUGUAACUCUUUUUGAAAUGGUAUUGUCUCUAUCUCGGAUUGGUGGGCUAGCUGUCAUAAGUUCAAGCUCGACCUAGAAUGAUUCAUAGUGUCAGUAGCAUCGUAAUACUAGCCACGUACGCUAAGAAUCAGCAGCGAAGUCUGUUGAAACAGAAAGGCCAAAUUGCACAAAACGAAUGUAAUGCCAGUCUCAGUACUUAUAAAAAAAUCCUUCGGCAUUUUAGAACUGUGGCAGUGUGGCAGUGGAUGGAUAAUUUCAUCGACAUAACUGGAAGAUGUGAAUACGAAUGAAAUUUCACUAUUCUAAAUAUCUGAAAUCGUUCUCAUAAGUUGAUAUUUUGUGUGAAUUUCUAUACUUCCAGAAUUGUAAUGAUGCAACUAUGAUAAAGUACGACGAACUCUCGACACACUUAUUCUAACACACAAAUAAAGAACAAAAAGAUAGUAAAAAUUUGUGUGCUUGAAGAAGUACACACGGUACGAAGUACAAUAAUUUUAGUGGGUUUAAUAAUUAACUAGUUAUUAAUCAAUUUACUGAUAAUAUCAGUCAACUGCGCAGGCUAAAAUGAAUGAAACGUGUAAAUUUUUACAUCUUAUCCAAGGUUGCUGAUACUAGCAAUGAAACAAUAUUCGUGGAUUUCACCGGCGAUGCUCUACCCAUGCGGCGAGCAGUGUCUGCUUUAUUCAUUCUUUCCUUCCACUCAGAGAAUUGUACCGCUUGGCAAAGCAAGCCAGCAUCAUAUAUGCAUUCUGUUGGAUCGCAGUGAUGCGUUUCGAUGCGUUUAGGUAGAAAGUAAUUCGGUGGUGCUAAUGACUCGCGUUGAGUCAAUUUUUCUACUCACGGUGAUUCGUUCUCUGUGAUGCUGUAUGGCGGUACAACUGAAUGAAUUCCUUAUAAGAAAGGUAUCGAAUAUUUUUAAUUGUCUUCACUGCACAUUUCUUCGGUGUUUGAUAUACUUCACUCGUGAUUUGUAGCGUUAUUGACAACUUUAAUACCUGCUAGGAUAUGUUAUUGAUUAAUCAUCAAACUGAAAUAGCGUAAUCAAUGGUGCGUUUUUGUGUGUCGUAAGAUAUGUAAUUUUCACUCCUAUUCCGUAUUUCUAUAAUAAGUUCAUUUCGUGUUUCGAUCGAGUUUGACUUUUCCAAACAAAUUAUAACUCAUUCGAAAUGCAAAAUUGGCAUUUUUUAACUCGGUCGAAUGUAGUAAUUUGGAAAUAAUAGUCCCAAGUUUUUGUCAAUUAUUAUUGUCUCUCAUGAUCGUAAAACUAUUAAUAUACCGAUUUCAAAGCCACUCGACGAUCGUUACCUAAAUAAUUAUGAAAAUGUGUGAUGACCCUACCAGUGUUGGUGACUGCCGUUAUUAUUAUGCUUUGGAAGUAACAGUAAACAGUCCCAAGUUUUUGUCAAUUACUAUGUUCUCUCAUGAUCGUAAAACUAUUUAUAUACCAAUUACAAAGCCAUUCGACGAUCAUUACCUAAAUAAUUAUAAAAUAGUGUGAUGACACUACCAGUGUUGGUGAUUGCCGAUAAUUUGACAGAAACUGCUCGAUAUUUAUCUAUAUUGUAUACGAAAUUUUCAAUCCAGUAGAAGAUGCUACAAGAACUCGUGUCUCCCAAUGCAUGAAUCGUGAGAGAAUUUUUCUACAUAUCUUCGCUUUACUUCAUACUCUGAGUAACAGAUCUGCUGGAAAGCUCGUAUCGUUUCUAUGAGAGGGCGCCACUAGAAUUAAAUCCAUGCCAUUUUCAGUUAGUACCAACCUUCAAAAGAUACGUGUAUAAAUUUGACAGCUGUCUGGUUAUUAGUUUGUGAGAUAUUGCAUUUUGAGUGAAGCUACUUUUGUUAUUGCGAAAAAAAUGGAAAAAAGGAAUUUCGUGUGUUGAUGAAACACUACUUUUUGAUGAAAAAAAGUGCCGCCGAUACCAAAAAAUGGCUUGAUGAGUGUUAUCCAGACUCUGCACCGGGCGAAGCAACAAUUCGUAAAUGAUUUGCAAAAUUUCGUACUGGUCAUAUGAGCACCGAAGACGAUGAACGCAGUGGACGUCCAAAAGAGGCUGUUACCGAUGAAAACGUGAAAAAAAUCCACAAAAUGAUUUUCAAUGACCGUAAAGUGAAGUUGAUCGAGAUAGCUGACACCCUAAAGAUAUCAAAGGAACGUGUUGGACAUAUUAUUCACGAAUAUUUGGAUAUGAGAAAGCUUUGUGCAACAACGAAUUGAUGAUUCUGAGCAGUGUUUGGAGCUGUUAUAUUGAAAUAAAACCGAUUUUUUCGUUGAUAUAUAACAAUGGACGAAACAUGGCACGAAACAUCACUUCACUCCGGAGUCCAAUCGACAGUCAGCUAAGAGGACUGCUCGCGAUGAACCGAACCCAAAGCGUGGAAAGACUCAACAAUCGGCCGGUAAGGUUAUGGCGUCUGUAUUUUGGGAUUCGCAUGGUAUAAUUUUCAUCGACUACCUUGAAAAGGAAAAAACCAUCAACAAUUACUAUUAUAUAGCGUUAUUAGAGCGUUUGAAGGACGAAAUUCCAAAAAAACGGCCUCAUUUGAAGAAGAAAAAAGUUUUGUUUCAUCAAGACAAUGCACCGUGUCACAAGUCGAUGAAAACCAUACUGAAAUUGAACGAAUUGGGCUUCGAAUUGCUCCCUCAUCCACCGUAUUCUCCAGAUUUGGCCCCCAGUGACUUUUUCCUGUUCUCAGACCUCAAGAGAAUGCUCGCUGGUAAAAAAUUUAGAAGCAAUGAAGAGGUAAUCGCUGAAACUGAGGCCUAUUUUGAGGAAAAGGACAAAUCGUACUACAAAAAUGGUAUCGAAAAGUUGGAAGAUCGCUAUAAUCGCUGUAUCGCCUCUGAUGGCAAUUAUGUUGAAUAAUAAAAACGAAUUUUGGCAAAAUAAUGUGUGU